Messenger RNA from Penicillium cinerascens, 1143 nucleotides. RefSeq names its product Sec62 family protein translocation protein. The coding region runs from base 1 to 1143 and encodes 380 amino acids. The transcript has 3 exons. Gene Ontology annotation, biological process: post-translational protein targeting to membrane, translocation. Lineage: Eukaryota; Fungi; Ascomycota; Eurotiomycetes; Eurotiales; Aspergillaceae. The record is from RefSeq and is a predicted model, not a curated record. Gene Ontology annotation, cellular component: endoplasmic reticulum membrane; endoplasmic reticulum.
AUGGCCGCGCCCAACCCACAACAAAUGGCGGCCAUGCAGCAACAGUUCGCCGCCGAGGCCGCGAAAAGAGGGAUGACGCCGGAGCAGUUCGCACAAAAGCAGCGCGAACAGCUGACUGCCGACGCCGAGAAGCUCGGAUUGACGCCGGAGCAGUAUAUUGCGCAACUACGUAUGCGGGCGAUGCAACAGCAUCAGCAGCAGAUGCAAGCACAACAGCAGGCGCAGCAACAAGGCCAAACACCACCACAGGAAGGACAACAAAGCCAACCGCCCGCACCACAGCAGCAGACGCAUCAGGUUCCCGUACAGCCGGGUCAGCCUGCAGAUCCCAAGGCCAUCGCCGUGGCCAACUUCCUGCGGUCGCAGAACUUGAAGCCGCGGACGUGUAUCUUGGAUGGGCAACGGAAGGACAUGUUUAAGGUCAAGCGUGCCAUCCGUGCGAUCGAGUCCCCCGCUUACGCCAAAGCCGCCGCCAAAAAGAACUCCAAGCUCCCCCCUGUCACAGACCGCGCCUCCGCCGAGAACGUCUUUAAGCUGCUCCCGCUCUCGCUGUUGGCACUCCGAGUUUCCAAAGUUGAUCCCCACGCCGGACACAACCAUGCUAAACCGAAGAACCGGGUGAAGGGUCUGUGGACCGUCAAGGUCGAGCAGCACCAGGAGACGGGUCCGAUGAUGCACUACGUCUGGUUGUAUGAAGGACCACAGUGGAAGCAAAAGGCCUUGGCUGCCGCGGUGGUGGCGGGUAUCUUUGCCGUCGUUCUCUUCCCUCUCUGGCCGAUCAUGUUGCGCCAGGGUGUUUGGUACCUGAGCGUGGGUAUGAUGGGGUUGCUUGGUCUCUUCUUCGCCAUGUCGAUCUUCCGUCUGAUUCUUUUCUGCAUCACCGUCUUCGCCGUGCCACCGGGUCUCUGGCUGUUCCCUAAUCUAUUCGAGGAUGUUGGAUUCUUUGACAGCUUCAAGCCUCUGUGGGGCUGGCAGGAGAACAAGAAGAAGAAGAGCAAGAAGUCCAAGUUGGAACCCGCUGCUGAGUCCGUCGGUGACGCCGCUCCCUCAGCAACGACCACCUCUGCCGAGCCCGCAUCAACCCCGAGCUCAACAGCCGUGAAACGGGACUUGACCGCACGAGUUGAGGAAGUAGAGGAAUAA